Messenger RNA from Guillardia theta CCMP2712, 1041 nucleotides. RefSeq lists its product as hypothetical. The annotation marks the transcript as partial. Lineage: Eukaryota; Cryptophyceae; Pyrenomonadales; Geminigeraceae. The record is from RefSeq and is a predicted model, not a curated record. Gene Ontology annotation, biological process: proteolysis; signal transduction. Gene Ontology annotation, molecular function: protein binding; endopeptidase activity; serine-type peptidase activity. The transcript has 12 exons. Gene Ontology annotation, cellular component: outer membrane-bounded periplasmic space.
UUGCUCAAAGUUGAUGCGACGCUUCAGGAAGAAUCUCGUAUCGUUGCCGAGGCAUGGAAGAUUUUAGAUAAAGCCUUUGUUGACAAAACGUUCAAUGGAAAUGACUGGACCGAGGUUCGAAAGAAAUAUGUUCGAACGAAUUACAAGAACACAGCGGAAGCCUAUGCCGCCAUUCGUGAGAUGACGGGUUUAUUAGGAGACAGGUUUACCCGAUUCCUCACGCCGGCACAAUACGAGACUUUAAGCAAUAUGUACACGAGCGAGACACCACAGGCAGGGGUUGGAGUAGAAAUGGCAUUGGAUCCUGAGAGCAAUCAGAUCAAGAUUGUUUCAGUAGUGCCAUCAUCUCCUGCUGAAAAAGUGGGAGUGAAAAAGGGGGAUUUAUCGUCGCGAUCAAUGACGUGUCUGUCGGGGGGAAGCACUCCUGAUGACGCUGCUUCGCUUCUGAGGGGAGAAGAUGGUAGCACUGUGAACAUCAAGCUUGAGUCGAAGGGGAAAACAAGGGAACUGGUAUUAACAAGGGAGAUCCUUAAGGCAACUUCGGUUUCUUCCAAGCUUGUGCCAUCACCUGAGUCGAACAGGUCGAGGAGAGCAGAGAGCUUGUCUUGUCCCUCACGAGCGUCUUCCCAGGUUCUCUCCGAGGCGAAGGCGCUCAGAACUCAGGGAGCUAAGGCUCUCCUGCUGGACCUCAGAGGAAACCUUGGGGGUUAUUUCCCAGCUGGGGUUGACCUUGCAAAGGUGAAAAUCGAUGUUCCUGUGCUUGCCCUCACAUCUACACAGAAUGGUGCACUAGCCGAAGUUUCGUUGGCUGUUCUUGUAGAUCACAACACAGCGAGUGCUGCAGAAGUUCUCACAGCAGCUCUACAAGACAACAAGAGGGCGGGAGUUAUCGGAGAGCAGACGUACGGCAAGGGAUUGGUGCAGACCAUUGCGAGGCUGCAAGACGGGAGUGCGCUGGUCAUCACUGUUGCCAAGUACCGCACUCCUCUUGGCCAAGACAUCAACAAGGUCUCGUUGUUAUGGUUUCCACUGGAUCGUUGA